AUGAGCUCCGUUUGCAUGUCCAGUUGUUUGACGGACGCUAGAGGUCCUCGGGUGCCGUAUAGGGCUAAUUAUGUGAAUCUCUACAAGUGGCCCGAGUCGGACGCCGAGUUCGUGAGGUCUAGGAGCUCACGCGCCACCGUGCAUGGCGGAUACGCCGGCGUCGUGGUGGACAGUGUGUGGUGUAGGCAGAUGUAUCUGAGGAGCUAUAGGUUUACCAGGAGAGAAACUGUGGCUGAAAAGAGCUUGAAAUGGUUUGGGAGAGUCAAAGAGAAGACGAGGAAGAAGAGGGUACAAAUGAGACGUAUUAGGAGAAGGAAGUGUUUGGUUUGGAGGAAAAUGAAGGUGGCAUUGUUUAGGUUUUUCAAUAGACUGCUUGCUUGCUCUGCUGCUGUAGAUGUUGCCGGUCAAAGGCCUGUUUUCUUCUGA
Messenger RNA from Hibiscus syriacus, 426 nucleotides. RefSeq lists its product as uncharacterized. Bases 1 to 426 code for a protein of 141 amino acids. The record is from RefSeq and is a predicted model, not a curated record. NCBI's taxonomy places the organism in Eukaryota, Viridiplantae, Streptophyta, Magnoliopsida, Malvales, Malvaceae. The transcript has a single exon.